Molecule: messenger RNA, 3251 nt
Organism: Heterobilharzia americana
Lineage: Eukaryota; Metazoa; Platyhelminthes; Trematoda; Strigeidida; Schistosomatidae
Source: the annotation of a GenBank genome assembly
GUCAGUUCAUGUGCUAUGGCGGGUUUUGAAUCAGUCAAGAAUUCUAUUAGGCAUAAGGUUUAUACUUUGUCAAAGAUAUUUGGUGUUGACGUAGCUUCUGAUGCAAAUAUCUAUACAUAUGCAGAAAAGCUUGAACAGAGCAUUGGAAUCCCAUCUGAUUCUCAGUUCAACAUUCGUGACUCAGUUUCAAAAAUUUGUGAAAGAAGCCCUAAGUCAGAGAUAUUUCUACGAAAGUAUGAGGAAUUAAAACUUAGAAAUAUCAAGGAACUGUCUGGGAUUGUUUAUUUGCUGUCGAAGUUGAAGUCAGAACCAGGUCUUUUGCGCACUUUAAAGCUUGUCGCUCAUCAGAAAACGUCUCCACUGCAUAAUAUACAGGCCAAAUCCACAAAUGCAUCGAUCAGUAUAAAAGACGUUGACAAACUCCGACAGAUGAUUGCUGAUUCUAGUUCGCUAGUGACAAACUCAAUGCAGUUAGACAACAAAGAUGGCCUGAAAACUGCGAUUGGAUCCACGGAUGAACUGUCUUUGUCUUCAACACCUGGUCCAAGCACACCUCAAAGCUUGUUUAUUCCAUCUUCCAGAAAUAUGACUAAAAAGCUGGUUUGCACCAGUCGAACUCAGAAGUCCGCUGAAUCUUUUAUGCAACCAGAGUGGUUAUACUCCCGUCCAACUCUUUGGAAGGAUUUCUUACCAACUUCACUCAAUUCAGAUUCUUUUCAGCAAAUUCCUAUUGAAUCACUUUCAAAUGCUGUUCAAGAAUAUGCCGUUGUUAACGAUCUACUCCAGUGUCUACAAGGCAACCAAGGAGUAUAUAUUAAACCUCUUCCUUUACCAAAUCGUUAUGCUGUCCGAACUUUCAAGGUGGACGAGAAAAUGACUCCCACUUUAUUGGAUACUGUAAAUAAAAUUCUCCCAAUUUGUUCAGACUAUUCAACUGUGACCAGAUUUAUAGAUGAGAAGUCCGCAUACGAAUACGGAAUGGUUAAUCAAGGAUUGGCAGGUGCAAUGGAUGAUCUUCUUAAAGAUUAUCUGAUUUUGAUAUGCGAACUGGAGUAUUUAUAUAAAGUGGGUGAACUGGGAAUAGUGAAACUCCAUUUCCUCUUACAAGAAGCAGCCAUUACCUUUAAUCAGUUGGCCCGUGUUGCCACAGAUGUUAAUACGGGACAGUGUUGUGGUGGCGCAGUAUUAUCAGUUUUGUAUGAUUCUAUGCGAUCAGUGUAUGGUGUGAAAAAGUUGCAUGCCAUGAUGCUUUAUCUCUUGCAUUUCGCUUGCAUGCCUUUUUUCAAAAUACUCCGAAAAUGGAUAUAUCGUGGAGUGAUUUCAGAUCCUUAUAAGGAGUUUUUUAUUUCAGAUGGAGCCAUGCAUAAAUUAUCUCAUAACGAUAAAUCCUUCUCGAGUAAUAUAUUUUCAUCCCCUUUCCAAUCUGAUCGUUUCACUCAAAGUUACGUGGAUUGGGCAUUCUUUUGGGAGUGUCAUUAUACCAUUGUGCCAACAAAUUUACCAUGUUUUCUUGAACACAGUGCGUCAAAGAUACUCAAUACGGGAAAGUAUUUGAAUGUCGUACAGAAAUGCGCUGAUGACUACGAACUUCCUGCCUGUGAAGAACUUGCCUACAAUCAAGAACAUACAAUAUUUUUGGAGAAAAUCGACCAAGCUCAUCUGUAUGCUAGCAGUUUAUUAUUGAAUUUGGUGUUGAAAAAAAAGGACUUGAAAGAACACUUGAAAUCUGUGAAGCGUUUCUUUUUGUUGGAUCAAGGUGAUUUCAUUGUUCACUUCUUGGAUGCUGCAGCAUCAGAACUAUGCAAGCGUAGUGAAGUUGUUUCUCAACUACGCUUAAGUUCAUUGUUAGAAUCGGCUCUGAGGACUAGCACAGCUAAUGCUGAUCGAUUCAAAGAUAAUCUGGCUGUUGUGAUAUUUCAGUUUGAUCUAAUCUCUCAAAUUUUGAUGGUUUUACGUGCUGGAUCCGAAAGUAAACCAGACAGCCCUUUGCCUAUUGAGGACAAAAAUCUUUCUGGUUUAGAAGCUUUCUGUCUGGACUAUAGAGUUGGUUGGCCGAUCGACUUAGUUCUUAAUCGCCAAGUGAUGGAUCGUUAUCAAAUGCUUUUUCGACAUCUUCUAUAUUGUAAACACGUGGAAAGGUUGUUGUGCAAAUCGUGGAUUCUAGUCAAACUUGCCCGUAAAUCUGAUAAUCUAAUGACAACAUGGUUUACAACUGCAUUCCUAUUGACUCAAAGAAUGCUUUCUUUUGUUCAACAUUUUCAGUACUAUAUGUCGGUUGAAAUCAUUGAACCUGCAUGGCAUACCUUUUUCAAACGUCUGGAUAAGGUAUCAAAUUUAGACGUACUUCUAGAUUCACAUCUACACUUUUUGGAAGUGUGCAUGGAUGACUGUUUACUAACCAGUCCUGAACUGUUAAGUUUAGUUGGGAAAUUAUUAGUGGCAUGCGUGACGUUUGCCAAUUUUAUUCAGCAUUUUGCUAUUUCGAUAAGUGGAAUCAAUUUAUCAUCUUCUGGUGUUAGUGAUUAUGGUAGUAUCCAUUCAUUACGUUAUUCUGAUGCUGAGAGACCGUUUCUACAUGAUCCCACACCAUCAACAGCUUUGGAACGACCAGCGAAUAAAAUGAAAUGUGCACGUCCUCAAUCUUCCAUGAGUUCAGCUGAAUCUAUAGCAGCAAAAGUCACCAGGGAAGAAUUUGAUAGAAUGAGUCUAUCUAGUGACUCUGCUCAAAUAGUUUCCAGUGUUGAUGCAGCCUUCAAUAGAAUGUUAGUUUUACUCCUUGAAAGAAUCAAACUUAUGGCUAAGCAUCAAAGCAAGUUAUUAAGCUUGGUAUCAAGAAUUGAUUUCAAUGAAUUCUACACGGAAUAUGCUAUCCAGCUAAGAAGAAAAGAUUCAGUUGGGUUGGCCCGUAAUCAGGGACCAUCAAUUGAUGAUGGUACUCUUUUUGAACAUAGAUCUACACCGCCGGCAAAUACUACACAUGACAUUGAAGAUUAUAUUUAAUUCAGAUUUGUAUUUGCAGUUAUGUUUGUUAGACGUAUACUGUACAUUAUCACUAACAAUUUAUUAAAUCAAAACCUUUUUAUUUUUGCAUGGUCUUUAAUAAAUAUUCUAUUUGAUGCAGUCAUCUUUCACUAAAGGGCAAUGAGGUUUGAAAGUUAAGAAGUGAAUUCAUAAUAGUUUAUGUACGUUCUUCCAACAAUUUUAACGCUGUGUUAUAUGCAUUUUCAUUCAGAUAAAAACUACUGCACACC